This is a messenger RNA of Triticum aestivum (bread wheat), 1374 nucleotides long. Its product is annotated as peroxidase 70. The coding region runs from base 66 to 1034 and encodes 322 amino acids. Gene Ontology annotation, biological process: response to oxidative stress; hydrogen peroxide catabolic process. The transcript is spliced from 3 exons. NCBI's taxonomy places the organism in Eukaryota, Viridiplantae, Streptophyta, Magnoliopsida, Poales, Poaceae. Gene Ontology annotation, molecular function: peroxidase activity; heme binding. The record is from RefSeq and is a predicted model, not a curated record.
AAGCAAAGCCACUGAGCUAGCAAUCCUGCUUACAGUGACGAACAUACUGAGCCUAUUUGUGAGCCAUGGCUUCCAGCUCCAGCUGCCGGACAUGGCAUUGCUUGCUUGCCCUCUUCCUCCUCUCCUCGGCGGCCUAUGGGCAGCUCUCGCCAUCAUUCUACUCGAAGAGCUGCCCGUCGCUUGAGCUUGUCGUGCGCGCCACCAUGAUCAAGGCUCUCCUCGCCGAGCGCCGAAUGGGGGCGUCCCUCCUUAGGCUCCACUUCCAUGACUGCUUUGUUCAAGGCUGCGACGGGUCCAUUCUCUUGGAUGACGUGGGUAGCUUCGUGGGCGAGAAGACGGCCUUCCCGAACGUGAACUCAGUGCGGGGCUACGAGGUGAUCGAUGAGAUCAAGAGGAACGUGGAGCUGGCCUGCCCGGGCGUCGUCUCCUGCGCCGACAUCACCGCCCUCGCAGCACGGGACGGCGUCUUUCUGCUAGGUGGGCCCAGCUGGGCGGUGCCGCUCGGCCACCGGGACUCGACGACGGCCAGCCUGACUCAGGCGAACAGCGACCUCCCGGGGCCCAGCUUAAACCUGGACCAGCUCAUCGCCGCGUUCGCCAAGAAGCAGCUGAGCCCGCGGGACCUCACGGCGUUGUCCGGCACCCACACCAUCGGCUUCUCGCAGUGCCUCAACUUCCGCGACCACAUCUACAACAGCACCAACAUCGACCCGGCGUUUGCCGCGCUGCGCAAGGGCGCCUGCCCCGCCCAGGCCCCUAACGGCGACACCAACCUCGCGCCAUUAGACGUGCAGACGCCGCUCCUCUUCGACAACGCCUACUAUCGCAACCUCGUGGCCAAGCGCGGCCUGCUCAACUCCGACCAGGUGCUCUUCAACGGCGGCUCCCAGGAUGCGCUGGUGCGCCAGUACGCCGCCAACCCGGCGCUCUUCGCCUCCGACUUGGUGACGGCCAUGAUCAAGAUGGCGAGCCUCACCCCGCCCAGCGGAACGCCCACCCAGAUUAGGCGUAACUGCAGGGUCGUCAACAGCUGAUCCAACAUCCAUCUACGCAUCCUAUGUACUCCCUCCGUCCGGAAAUACUUGUUGGAGAAAUGGAUAUAUGCUACAGUGUGAAGUACUCCUACAUGCGCAACAUGUAAGUACGCAUGCAUGCAUGACAGAAUAAAACCGUUUGGCUCGGAUAGUAAUUUGUACUCCCUCCAUAAAGAAAUAUAAGAGCGUUUAAAUCGCUACGGAGGGAUAUGUACGGUGCAGAGGUGAGUAACCGGACCCUCCACCUCCAAGAUUGUAAAAUACCUCCUCCAUCAUGUAAUCUCCCAAGGUAUAUGGUCUUUUAUGCAAAAUCUAAGGGUUGUGUACGGCCUGUAAACUA